Molecule: messenger RNA, 652 nt
Organism: Microplitis mediator
Lineage: Eukaryota; Metazoa; Arthropoda; Insecta; Hymenoptera; Braconidae
Product: nidogen-like
Exons: 3
Coding region: 139-630 (163 amino acids)
Source: RefSeq, a predicted model, not a curated record
AAACUCAUUGUUGUGAGAUAACGCCAGCGCGCAAGAACAACUCUAUGAUUGUUAAUUCUCCUGCUUGAUACUUUAGUCAGCUUAUACUAAAACUCUCGCUGAUAAAUUUAUACUCGACAGUGAACAAGAAGACAGUCAAUGAAAAUGGCUAGUAAAAUUUUAUCAAAACUUUUUUUAAUUAUUUUGGCAAACACUUUUAUAAUUUUCGUUGAUUCCACCAACGAUGGCAUCGAUCACGAUAUCAAGACCUGCGUUAAUCAUACAAUGGAAUGUAAUCCUGAAUUACAAGAACCGUGCUGUGAUUCCAGAACCAAAUGUAAAUUAAUAAAUCAUAUGUGGAAAACAAACAGUCUCAGAUAUUUCUGCUACAAGACAAUUAAAAUAGGCGAAGCCUGUGAUUUUGACGACUUCGAUUGCUCGGACGACAACUUUGCUCGUUGUGACGUCAGCCGUACAUGUAAAUGCGACAAUUAUUCAGAAAAUGAUUCAGACUGCAGUCCAACUAUAUCUGCGUACUGUAAAAUAGACCAACACUGCAAAGUUGAAAAUUCAUUUUGCCGCGAUGGUUUUUGUCGAUGCAAGCCCGGCUACAAACAAAAUCAAUCUUCAACAAAGUGUCUGCCUAAUUAAUUUCAAUGGUCGAAUAUUUUAA